Messenger RNA from Rhodamnia argentea, 1422 nucleotides. Its product is annotated as zinc finger CCCH domain-containing protein 14. The transcript has 3 exons. The record is from RefSeq and is a predicted model, not a curated record. Gene Ontology annotation, molecular function: metal ion binding; mRNA binding. The coding region runs from base 263 to 1159 and encodes 298 amino acids. Lineage: Eukaryota; Viridiplantae; Streptophyta; Magnoliopsida; Myrtales; Myrtaceae.
UUUUCUCUCUCUCUUCUUCUCUCGACCUCUCUCUCCCAGCUCGAGUGAGUCCACACAAGUAGCGAAUCCCUGAUUCGUCUAGGGUUAGGGUUUUCCUGCCCGACUCGCUCGCCUGGGUGUUUCUGCAGUGCGUCCGUCGUGGGUGGAGUCGCUCCAAGCUCGGGUUUUUAGGGCUUUUUGUAGGCGCUCUCGAGGGCUGGUUGUUUCGACGCCAAGUGGGUGUCGCCCAGUUGGAUCUCGGUCUGCACCUUGCCUCUGUACCAUGGACGCUCGCAAGAGAGGAAGAUCCGAAGGUGGCUUGCACGCUAAUGGGGGGCUCAAGAAGUCCAAGAAAGAAUCGGAGUCCUUAUCUGGUGUAGGAAGCAAAUCGAAGCCAUGCACAAAGUUUUUCAGCAUUGCUGGUUGUCCCUUCGGUGAGGGCUGUCACUUCUUGCACUAUGUGCCUGGUGGCUACAACGCUGUGGCCCAGAUGAUGAACCUGGCACCAGCUGCCCCCCCAGCACCUAGAAAUAUGGUUGCUCCACCCCUGCAAAAUGGCAUGGGUGCGUCUCAGCCUGCUGUCAAAACCCGCAUGUGCAACAAGUAUAACACUGCAGAAGGCUGCAAAUUUGGUGACAAAUGCCAUUUUGCUCACGGUGAAUGGGAGCUUGGCAAGCCCAUAGCUCCAUCUUUCGAUGAUCCGCGUGCCAUGGGACCCAUUACAGGCCACCGCUUGGGUGGGAGGAUGGAGCCGAUGCCACCACCACCCGGCCCAGCUUCUAGCUUUGGCGCGUCUGCCACUGCAAAAAUCAGUGUUGAUGCUUCCCUCGCUGGAGCCAUCAUUGGAAAGGGUGGCGUGAACUCGAAGCAGAUUUGCCGCCAGACGGGGGCCAAGCUGUCCAUCCGGGACCAUGAGAGCAACCCGGUGCUCAGGAACAUCGAACUCGAAGGGACAUUCGAACAGAUUAACCACGCGAGCACCAUGGUGAGGGAGCUGAUCGACAACAUCAGCGCACUAAGUGGCCAUGCAAAGGGCCACGGAGGGCCUGGGGCCCCGGCCCCUCCCGGCAGCAACUACAAGACGAAGCUGUGCGAUAAUUUCGCUAAAGGGUCUUGCACGUUUGGAGAGAGGUGUCACUUUGCGCAUGGAGCUGCCGAGCUACGCAAGACAGCAGUUUGAAGAAUCUUUGGAGUCUUGAGAGUGCAAUUCUCGGAGAGGAUCUGUUGUGCAGCCUUGUAUUAGGGAGAGCUUCUAAUGUCUUGAGUUAGUAGCAUUACUUAUUUCAUGUUUUUUGUUUUUUCAAUUUUUGGGGUUACCGAAUCACUUUGAUAAGUUACAUUGUCACAGCUUGGUAAUGGGGUAGCUUUUUUCUAACUUCUUUCUUGUUUUAAUUUGGUCAGAUGCUAGCAAGUUGAGAUUUUACAGCUUUUCGUAUGGGUGCC